Messenger RNA from Salpingoeca rosetta, 2070 nucleotides. RefSeq lists its product as uncharacterized. The record is from RefSeq and is a predicted model, not a curated record. NCBI's taxonomy places the organism in Eukaryota, Choanoflagellata, Craspedida, Salpingoecidae. Gene Ontology annotation, molecular function: nucleic acid binding. Bases 10 to 2070 code for a protein of 686 amino acids. The transcript has a single exon.
CUGCGAACGAUGACAAAUCAUCACAACGACGACAACCACAAAGAUGACGAUGAUGGCAGCACAACCACCAGCGCAACCGCAAGCAGCGCCGCUACGAGCACAGCGUCAAGGAAGGUGGUGAAGGGAGGCACAACGUUCGUGGUAGGACCUGCACAUGUGGACAAGCAGGCAGCCUCUACUGCCAGGUCCAGAAUCUAUCCCGGGUUUGUGCCGGCAACGCGAACAUGUCCGCUAUGUGGCCGUCUGCGUCCAGGAUCCUCCGCCGGUGAUCGCAGUGAUCGUAGCGGCGGUGGUGUUAAAAGUGGAGGCAACGCGGAAGAGGGGGAAGAGGUGCCUGACGAUGAGGACCAGACGCGCUGGUGCACCUGCAGCGAGUUUGAGAGCUACACAAGGAAACCAGAGCGCGAGCACUGGGCAAGAAACCUCUCUGGCAGCGACGCCCGUCGCUUGUACGAGGAAGUCAUCAACAUGCCAUCCGAGAACGUUCGCCAGCACCGGCAGCCACCAACACAAAUCAAAGUCGCCAGCACGUUGAGGUCAAGCUUUCAACCCAGCGGUUACACAGAUACAACACCGACACUAUCGUCUUCUUCUUCUUCAGACGCACACGUCAUCGUCAUCGACGACGAUGACGAUGAUGAUGACAGCGACGAGGCAGAAGCGGGUGCCAGAGAAGAACUAGCAGUCACACGGCAAGCCAGUGCCCGAGCGAGAUCAAGACUUCAGCGCGCGCAACAGCGCAGACCACACCAGAUCAAACGAAGGACGCAGUCGCCAUCCCUGCCGUCGUCAUCAUCGAGACAUGGCCCACCACGCCACAAGAAAGCAAAGGCGGCACCGGGUGCGCUGUCGGCAACCACUGUGAAAAACAGGGCAUUCGUCCAUGCGCAGAACAACGAGAUGAAGGACCUGCAGCGGCUCGCCGCUGACAACCCGGCCACCUUCGACAUCAACAUGGCUGACGCAUAUGGGUGGUCGCUGCUGCAAGUGGCUGCCUCGGCUGGAAGCGCCACUGUUGUCACGUGGGUACUCUCCCACCGCCCACCACCGAACUUGGGGCACAAAGACACACGCGGACGAGACGCAGCCCAACUUGCACGCAUGAGCGGACACAGCGCGCUGGCAGAGCUGAUUACUGCUGCCGUCGCCACACACGACACACACAACGAAGGCGAUGGUGUGGGUGCAGAUGAGGGCGAAGGCGAUAAAAGGGGUGGAGUCGGCAUAGAUCGAGGUGGACGACAAACGCCGGCAGCAGAGAGGACGCAGUCAACAGCAGGUCGAGGCAAGGAUGAUGCUGGUGAUGAUGCUGGUGAUGAUGCUGGUGAGGAGGAGGAGGAGUGGUAUUGCCCAGAGUGCAACGAGCUGAAGCGAGAGCCCCGUGCUGCCCACAACGCGUCCAUCCUGCAUCAGUUCUGCUGUCAGCACCGUGUGCAGAGCAACCCCUUCCUCCUCAGCAGCGCCAACAAGGGCUACAGGCUCAUGAAACAGAUAGGAUGGGACGAACAGUCCGGUCUGGGGCCUUCCGGAUCGGGAAAGAAGCAACCCGUGAAAACCGUCCUCAGACACGACAGGCGCGGGCUUGGAUCCGCUCCCCCUUCAUCUACAACAUCCUCGUCAUCAUCAACGUCAUCAUCAUCAGCAUCAUCGUCGUCAUCGCUGGCGUCUCGGAGCAGGCAGCCCCCGGCAUCUGCAGUGGCGUCGCUGCUAAGUGCAUCUUCAGCUGCAAGCGACGCAGACGACAUUGACACGCGUGCAGGCCGUCCUCGCUCUGUCAUCACCUCCACGUCACGCAAGUCGUACUUUGACCUUCCCGAGAGCGCUGUGUUUCGUCGCCACGCCCCCGCGUCCAUUGCCGCGCGCGAACGCAGCACUGGCGCACGCAUCACACACUUCCAACCUGGCGACGUGCGGGCAGUCGUGGGACCACACCGCGGCACGUCAUCAUCUUCGUCGUCGUCGUCGUCGCUGAAGUUGUCUGCGAAGAUGAGGGCACGGAAAGAGGCGGAGGCGAUAGCGGAUAGGGAAGCAGAGCAGGCGCGUCAGUUUCGUCGCAUGUUCUCCUCCUGA